CCUCCCAUCGUCAACAACUGGAUUCCAGCUAUCUGUAUUUUCGACAGCUAGCAUCGCUAGCCAGCUAACGAUGGUUGCGUUCAUAAAGAAGUAACGUAACCUCGACUGACUGGGGUUUGUUUCUUUUAAUUUGAGACGGGCUCCGUUCACGGCCCGUGUCGUCUAUGCAAGCUACUGGACCAGCGGCCGCAGAGAGACUCGCUGGCGUACCGUCCUUUAGCCUUCUCCGAAACAAGAUUAGCAGCUAUCGCUAGCUGGCUCGCUGACAGCUGCCUGGGUUAUCUGCGUGCCUUUAACGACGACGUAGCAAGGAUUUAUUUGAUAAAACAAUGAGUCGUCUCUGACAUUGAGAGUUCUGAGGCCUUGUUGGUUGUCACUGAGGAGUUAUCCGAGCCCAUUUCUCGCAAGGUGGGUCUCGGUUGACUCUGCAUUGGUGCUGUUGAAGACACGCUCGUCCGUGGACGCUGGUUUGGUUUUACCAGAGCCGCCAGUAUGAUGCCGAUGAUAUUGACGGUGUACCUCAGCGAUGGGGAGCAGACUGCGGCCGAGGUCCCCAUCACACCCGAGACGACAUGCCGCGAUGUCGUCGAGUUCUGCAAAGAGCCUGGCGAGAGCGGCUGCCACCUGGCUGAGGUCUGGAGAGGCAACGAAAGAGCGAUUCCAUUUGAGCACAUGAUGUAUGAACAUCUGCAGAAGUGGGGGCCUCGAAAACAAGAAGUCAAGUUCUUUCUCCGCCAUGAAGAUUCACCCACUGAGAGCAGUGACCAAGGGAGUCAGCAGUCUCAGGAUCAAACUGGUCGCAGAAGUGGCAACGUUGGAGAGAAGCACAAUGAGAAUGGGGUGGGGAAUCAGCGUGUGGAGCUCACGCUGUCAGAGCUGCAGGAGAUGGCCACCCGGCAGCAGCAACAGAUCGAGGCUCAGCAGCAGAUGCUUGUUGCAAAGGAGCAACGUUUGCGUUACCUAAAGCAACAGGAGAGGCGGCAGCAGCAAACUGUGUCUGAGAGUGAGAAGCUGCAGAGGCUCAAGGAGCGUGUGGAGAGCCAGGAAGCGAAGCUCAAAAAGAUUCGAGCCAUGAGAGGCCAGGUGGACUACAGCAAGGUCAUCAACGGCAACUUGUCGGCAGAGAUCGAACAAGUCACCAGUUUGUUUCAAGAGAAGCAGGCUGAGUUGCAGGCGGCCGUGCUGAGGGUGGAGCAGCUCAGCCUGCAGUUGGAGGACCUGCGAAGAGGAAAGCUCAAUGGCAUACAGACCGGCCUGGGUGGCCAAGUGACCGGCGCAGCGGCCUUAGAGCUCAGAAAGCUUUACCAAGAACUUCAGAUUCGGAACAAGCUGAACCAGGAGCAGAACAGCAAACUGCAGCAGCAGAAGGAGCUUCUGAACAAACGCAACAUGGAAGUGACGCUCAUGGACAAGCGGAUCAGCGAGCUGCGGGAACGCCUCUACAAGAAAAAAGCUGAGGCACGUCAUAAAGAAAAUCUCCCUCUCAAUAGAGCCAACGGGCCUCCCUCCCCUCAACCGGCCCCCGGUACUCUGGGUCGGGUUGCUGCUGUUGGGCCCUACAUCCAGGUUCCAGUACCAAGCCGACAGGAUGGGGGCUACACCCUACCGCCUGAUCCUCUCAAGCCUCAAACACUAGGUGUGAAUAACCAAGCCAACCAGGGUCGUCCUAAAUCAGACGGUGUGCGAAAGCCUCCCGGUCCUUGGAAAGUGUCUGAUUUAGACAUCGUUGUGGACCCGGUACCCCCGUCCUUUCCAGAGUCACACCCGGGCCCCGGAGCCUCCAGUGGCUCUGACGGCACGUCCCCUAAUGACACUGGUUGGCCCACCAUAGGCAAGUCCAGCACAACUUUGAAGCCUCCUGAGAGACGAGACUCAGGGGCCGACAGUCAGGGCAAGAGCCCCACCUCAGGCUCCCCCGUCACCCCAAAUGCAGAAAAGGUGCUAGAUCCAAAACUUGCUGUGUCCUCCCCUGCCAUAACCAAGCCGCAGCCGCCGCCGUACGGAUCCCACCUCACCUCCGCAAAUACAGCCAGCUCCUUGGAGCGCCGCAAAGAUGCACCGCCCCCGCGGCCCCUUCCGAACCCUCCGGCGCCCGCGUGGCCCCGUGUGCCAUCCUCCACCGGCUCCUCCUCUCAGCAGAUCCAGCAGCGGAUCUCCGUACCGCCGAGUCCCACCUUCCAGCCCAAUGUUCCGCUCUUCCCUCCCGCACUGAGCGAGCGUCUGGAUCACCCGCCCGCCGUUGCAGUACGCCCCUUCAUCCCGGACAGAGGAACGCGGCCUCAGUCGCCCCGCAAGGGCCCACCUACCGUGAACUCAAGCUCCAUUUAUCACAUGUAUCUGCAGCAUGCUGCGCCAAAGAGCCAACCAUUGAAGCCUGCUGUUAAAGCAGUCUAUGGGAAGCCUGUUCUCUCCUCCAGCUCGACACCAGCAUCCCCCCUGCCUUACGUCCAGGCAGGCGGAGCAUUCCCGGCACUCCAAGGCCUAGCCGGCAGCGACGACUCUGUAGAUGGAGAACUUGAUGAUCCAGAGAGCUUCCAACCAUCGGCACCUCCUCCCAGUGUGGAGAAUAUUCCACGGCCACUCAGUCCCACGAAGCUUACGCCUAUGGUUCAUUCCCCUCUCCGUUACCAGAGCGACGCAGACCUGGAAGUGCUCCGUAAAAAGCUAGCCAACGCUCCAAGACCACUGAAGAAGCGGAGCUCCAUCACAGAACCAGAGGGCCCCAGCGGACCCAACAUCCAGAAACUUCUCUACCAGAGGUUUAACACUUUGGCUGGAGGCAUAGAGGGGAAUGGUGGCAGUGGAUCAGGUGGGAGUAAUGGCGGCGGUAAUGGAACGCCGUUUUAUCAGCCGGCUAUUCCACCCGGAUACCUGGGAGGCGAUUCGCUGGCUGACACAAACAACGGCAACCUCCUCCCUGAGACGCAGCUACCGCCACCAUCAGGAGGGGAGGAACCAGGCUCUGAGGCAUCCUCUACCAACGACGCCAAUGACAACGAACCCAAGGUACCAGAAGGAGCUGCGGAUCCAGGCGAGGAGGAGGAACCUGAGGACGACAACAACAACAACGUGGGAAACUCUGAGGCAUCUCUGCCCAGUCCGGUACCAGAGGUCAGCAGUCCAGAGGAGAGCGAGACCGCAGUCUCUCAACAACUGGAGAAGCGCACAAACUUGAAAAAACCCGACUCUGAGCGCACCGGUCAUGGCUUCAGAGUCAAGUUUAAUCCUUUAGCCCUGCUGCUUGAUGCGUCACUGGAGGGAGAGUUUGAUCUAGUUCAGAGGAUCAUCUAUGAGGUGGAGAAUCCUAGCACUCCCAACGAUGAGGGGAUCACACCUCUGCACAACGCAGUGUGUGCAGGACACCACCACAUCGUCAAGUUCCUGCUAGAUUUCGGCGUGAAUGUCAAUGCGGCAGACAGCGACGGAUGGACUCCUCUUCACUGCGCCGCCUCCUGCAACAGCGUUCAUCUCUGCAAACUGUUGGUGGAGUCAGGAGCCGCCAUCUUUGCAAGCACCAUUAGUGAUGUGGAGACGGCAGCAGACAAAUGUGAGGAAAUGGAGGAGGGCUACAUCCAGUGUUCCCAGUUUUUAUACGGCGUUCAGGAGAAGCUGGGUGUGAUGAACAAGGGCACGGUGUACGCUCUGUGGGACUACGAAGCCCAGAGUCAAGAUGAGCUGUCAUUCAAGGAGGGGGACGCCAUCACAAUCCUGCGGCGGCAGGAUGAAAAUGAAACGGAGUGGUGGUGGUCACGACUGGAGGACAAGGAAGGCUACGUGCCCCGCAACCUGCUAGGGCUUUGUCCUCGAAUUAAGCCUCGUCAGCGCUCCCUGGCGUAACGUUUCCCCGCUUUGAACCGGAGACGCAACAGAGGAGCCCGGUGCUCCGACUCCUCCCUGUGGCCAUAAUCUUCCCCAGCCUUGAGCGUUCACAAAAUCUUUCCCUCGUAUGCAGAGGGAUCAGAACUUUGACACACCUACUCACGUCUGCACACACAAAGACAAGCACUCCGAAGUCUGUUAACUGUCUCCAUCCUUAUUUCCUCCUUCCUUCCUCCUUCCGCCCCUCUCAUUGUUCUAACAGACGACUAUUUGAAGAUUCAAACACUACUACCCCUUCUCUGUAUUUCUUGCAGUGUUCACACUUCAGCCAUCUCCUUAAAGACGUUAUAUUGAUGACACUGGUUUACAUGAUACUGUAUAAUAGCUGGGGUUUCAUCCUUUAAGUCUGGUUUUGGUUUAAGGACAUUCUUUUUCUUGUUUUGCUCCACCUGAAUAAACGCUACUGCAGAAUAACUAACCACCAAAGAUGAAAUACAGCUAAACGUUUUAAGUCAUAUUCUCUGCAACAGCUUGAAGUAAAGCUGAAGAGGGGGAUGAUCAGUUUCUUUGCUGCUGUUAGUAAUUAUUAAUGGUUCCCAGCAGUAAAAGUCGCUUUGGAUGUUCUCACAGAGCUGAAAUUGAAAUUUUAUGGGGAAAAUGAGAAAGUAAAUCCUCAGUGUUGCUCACACAAGCUAGUUUAAUGAAUAUGGACUGACAUUUCAUGCAUUAUACAACUGAUUUCAUACACAUCAAUAAUGAUUUUCUUUUCUUUUUUUUGUUGAAAUUAAUGUGCAAAAUCUGGACACAGAAUUACUCUGGAUCUGUGGCAAGAACACUAAUAAAUUAUAAGCGAGCCUUUGAACAAUAUUUUCUUUGUAUUAUGUGAUCUCUGUGUAAAACAGAUGUUAACUUGAGCAGUUCAGUAUGUAGUCUCUGAAAUUAGCACAUCCCAAAGACAAUGCUAUGAAAGUGGGCAGCAAUCAGUAUUUUGCGUUGCCAGAAAAUGUUGUGCAUGCAACUGUAGACUGUGUGUUAAUGCAAAUAACACAAUUAAUAGCUGCAUUUGCACAGAGAAGGGAAGAAUUAGGCAUCAAAUGGCACUGAGAUCCCAUGUGGUGUCAUUUAUGUCCUCCACAAUUCAUUGGUGCCCCUGAUACAAGAUGCAUCUAAAAGCCUUAAAAUAUAUUAUUGUUACCACUCUUUACCGCAGUUAUCUUAAAGUGGGCUUUUUUUUUUUUUUUGCCAUGUCCCAUCCCACCUUACUGUAUGUGCUCACGUUAAGUUAUCAUCCAGCCUUGUUCAUUGCAGCUCAGUUUGUUUUAAGUUUAAAAUAUUUACUUUGUCAUACUGUAAAUAAGAGCAAGUUCUGGUAAGGAGUGUUAUUUAAACCUUUUUUUCUGAUUUACGGAGAUUAACACACAUCUGUAUCUAGCUUACUUGAGUGACAUGUUUGUUUUUUUUUUUUUUUUCCAUUUGGAGGAGUGGCUGAGAGAAUUUCACUUGUAAAGUCAUAUUUAUACCCCCCAAAAACAGGAUAUUUAUUUGGAGUCCUUGAUACUGAUCAGUGUAAAAAAUUAAAAACUUCUUCUGUUGCAUUUCUUUUGUUGGUAAGCAUCAAUUUUAUUUCUGUAACUCCUAUGAAAGAAAGUGCUGCGCUGCAGCAAUCAGUACAGUAUUUAAACAAAAUGCAUACGAUAGUUAAAUCUAAAUAGACUAAAACGAGGAAAACGCUGCAACAAACAGGCUGAUGGGAAUUAAAAGUGAACAUAAAGUAAGUUUGGAGGAUUGAAAACCCAGUAGAAUAAAUAUCAGGUGGCAAAACUAGUUUGGAUUUUUCUAACUUUUUAUCAGGGAUUUUGUUUAUAGAAUAAACAUUUAAGGCUUUCACAUCUCUGUCAAGGGUGCCAAUGACUGAGAGCAUCAUUUAAGCAGUAAUGGGCUUUAAAAUGAUUUUUCUUUAAAAAAUAAAAGUGCAAUAAAAACACAAAGAAAAGAGAUUGGAUUAGAAAUGUAUUGAUUAAGGCUUCCUAAUGGUUUACUAAAUAUAUUAAUGCAUCUUAAGGUGUUUUAUAGGCCAGUUUUCUCCAAGAUUAAGCCACUUUCUGAUUUCAGACUCAUCUCUACAAAACUAGCUUUAAAGGAAAAGUACAGGUAAGGUAAAUUGCUCGUUUUUUGGCUCUGAAAUUAUUUCCUACACAUGCAAAUACACAACCCAUCAGAAAGGAAUGCAGAAAAUAAACAUUGGUUAUGUACACAUAUUUUAAUUUAAACUGAGUCCAAGGAACCAGACCCUGUAGCAUUAUCUCUCACUACUAUCUUCCGAAGACCCGACUCUCACCAUUUCAAUAACAUUUAUUAAACAUUUUUUUCCCCUCAUUAGACAGCUUACGCUCUGUAUAUAUAUAUAUUUUUUUGUCUAUUUAAAUUUUUUUUUUUUUUUUUUUUGCUUUCCGCCCUGGCUGGAUUUUACAGUGUCAUCUCUGGUUUAUUUCUUAUGAUUUAACCAACUCCACUGAAAUAUCUCAGGACUGACAAAGUGCUGCAGACACGUUUCAUCUCAGCUCUGGUAUAGCAUUUAACAAAUUGCAGUCUGUUGCUCUGUGUUGCAGAUAAGUCUGGGCCGUCAUCGUAUAACUCCUGUAUCCUUUGGUUUGUGCCAUAAAUACCUUUAAAUUAGGGUGUGAAUAUUAGAAUUGAUCCUAUUUGUUUGAGCUUUACGUUGCUGAAAUAAAAUCUAAUAAAAUCUAUUUGCUCUGUU
Molecule: messenger RNA, 6577 nt
Organism: Poeciliopsis prolifica (blackstripe livebearer)
Lineage: Eukaryota; Metazoa; Chordata; Actinopteri; Cyprinodontiformes; Poeciliidae
Gene: ppp1r13bb
Product: protein phosphatase 1, regulatory subunit 13Bb
Exons: 19
Coding region: 493-3837 (1114 amino acids)
Biological process (GO): regulation of apoptotic process
Cellular component (GO): nucleus
Molecular function (GO): p53 binding
Source: RefSeq, a predicted model, not a curated record